UUCUCCCGUUCGCUUUAUGUCACCUCACAUCAGAUCCAAUUCCAAACUCCCAAGUCGUCCGUAGAGGUAGAGCCGACCAACCACUGUAUUUUAUUCCCCUUCCCCACUCCGCCCAACACACACACAAAAGAACAAUUCAACCCCAACACAACACAAACCGUUGCCUUGUUUCAUUGCUUAGUUUAGACUUUAGAAAAAGAAAAGAAGCCCCUGAGCUGAAAUCGUCGCAAUCAAUUCAUACACACUGCGAGGGACUUGCUGAUGAUUUCAUGACUUAAACGAUGAGAUGGACGGGUUAAGAAGCUUACCCAUCUACGCUUCUUUCUUCUCUACUUUUGUUUGCAAGUACACCAACCCGGCGUUGAUAAGUCAGACUCAGUCUCACCAAACGCCGUCGUUUGUUUUUCACCGACCAUGAUCACCGUUUUCCUUGGAACCUUUAAAAAAUCUCAGCUCCAGAUUGUCUUCUUUCUAGCUAAUGGACCCUGCCACCGCUCGUCCUGCUGUAGUCAUUGAUAAUGGCACUGGGUACACGAAAAUGGGUUUUGCCGGAAAUGUAGAGCCCUGUUUUAUAGUUCCAACAGUAGUUGCAGUAAAUGAGUCAUUUGUUAACCAGCCUCGACCAAGGUCUACGAAGGGUAGCAAUUGGCUGGCGCAGCAUAGCGCAGGAGUCAUGGCGGAUCUAGAUUUCUGUAUAGGAGAAGAGGCCUUGGCUAGAUCUAAAUCUAGCAGCACUUACAAUUUGAGCUAUCCCAUUAAGCAUGGCCAGGUGGAGAAUUGGGAUGCAAUGGAGAGGUUCUGGCAGCAAUGUAUAUUUAAUUAUUUACGUUGUGAUCCAGAGGAUCACUACUUUCUGUUGACAGAGAGCCCAUUGACUGCUCCAGAGAGCAGGGAGUAUACUGGCGAGAUCAUGUUUGAGACAUUUAAUGUUCCAGGGCUCUAUAUUGCGGUGCAGCCUGUGCUCGCUUUGGCUGCUGGAUAUACGACAUCGAAGUGUGAGAUGACAGGAGUUGUAGUGGACGUGGGUGAUGGGGCUACUCAUGUUGUGCCUGUUGCAGAUGGUUAUGUUAUUGGGAGCAGCAUUAAGUCAAUUCCAAUUUCAGGGAAAGAUGUCACUCGGUUCAUCCAGCAGCUCAUGAGAGAAAGAGGAGAGCAUGUUCCACCUGAGGAUUCCUUUGAAGUAGCCCGGAAAGUAAAGGAAAUGUAUUGCUAUACUUGUUCCGACAUUGUCAAGGAGUUCAACAAGCAUGACAAAGAGCCAGCAAAAUACAUUAAGCAGUGGAGAGGUACUAAGCCAAAGACGGGGGCCCCAUAUUCUUGCGAUGUAGGCUAUGAACGGUUCCUUGGCCCUGAGGUCUUCUUCAACCCUGAAAUUUACAGUAGCGAUUUUUCAACCCCUUUGCCCGAUGUCAUUGAUAAAUGUAUUCAGUCUGCACCAAUAGAUACAAGAAGAGCCUUGUAUAAGAAUGUCGUAUUAUCUGGAGGAUCAACCAUGUUCAAAGACUUCCACAGAAGGUUGCAGAGGGAUCUAAAAAAGAUUGUUGAUGCUCGAGUGCUAGCAUCUGAUGCUAGGCUUGGGGGACAACAAAAGGCACAGCCUGUGGAAGUAAAUGUUGUCAGCCAUCCUAUCCAAAGAUAUGCGGUUUGGUUUGGAGGUUCAGUACUUGCAUCCACUCCUGAGUUUUUCACGGCUUGCCAUACAAAAGCAGAAUAUGAGGAAUGUGGAGCGAGCAUAUGCCGCACAAACCCAGUGUUUAAGGGAAUGUACUGAGACAAAAACCAGCAAAAUUGGUGGUUACAAAGGCAAUUUUCAGCCCAGUCAGAAUGGGAACUUAACGAUACAGACAACAUCCCCUUGUGUUUUUCAUGUAUGUCACCGGUUAGAUUGCAGUAGGCAAUGUACAAUAGGUUCUUGUAUUCUUUCAAAGGGAAAAUUUAUUUGGAGCAGGUGCCACCCACCGUUUUUCCAUCGGACUAGUCGAGAUUGGAUAUGACAUGGAUAUUCCUUUUAUUGGACAAUAAUUCUUGUAUAAUCGGGUAGGGUUACAGCAAGAUCACCAUACCCCGCCAGAAAGAUCAAUUGUAUAAGUUGAAUACAUGUAUCGGUACAUACACUUGUACAUCUCAACCACCUCGUCAAUGAUCGUAUAUUUUGGAUGAACGGUUUUGUAUUGCCAUGAAUUGAUUUGUUUUCUGUAGUCAAUGUAAUGUCAUUUUAGUA
Sesamum indicum (sesame) is the source of this 2221-nucleotide messenger RNA. RefSeq names its product Actin-like ATPase superfamily protein (gene DIS1). The record is from RefSeq and is a predicted model, not a curated record. NCBI's taxonomy places the organism in Eukaryota, Viridiplantae, Streptophyta, Magnoliopsida, Lamiales, Pedaliaceae.